AUGAACGAGGCAUUUAACUUAAAACUCGACAUUUGUCAGCAUAAAGAUCCACUGAUUGCCGGCCUUUGCUGGAACGAUAUCUUACAAAGGUAUUCGCAAUGCGUGUUGACAAGACCCAACGACAAACUGGUUGCAAUUUCUGGCAUCGCGAAAUCGUUCUCAGAACUUGGUAGAUCUGAAGAUUACUUUGCUGGUCUGUGGCGCAGACUCAUACUGUCUCUAUUGUUAUGGAGCAGGACGAAUCGGCUUCGAUCAUGUAUCACAAAAGCAGAUGAAUAUCGAGCGCCCUCAUGGUCAUGGGCUAGUGUCGACGGUUCUAUCCGCUUAGGAAAGCCUAUGUAUAACGACCCUAUGACAAGCACGUUAAUUGAUGUUAAGGCGGAGAAUGUAACCCCAGACAGAUUUGGGCAGGUGAUUAGUGGCAGCAUAACUAUCGCUGGUUCACUAAAGCUAUUCUCAUUCAAGAGCAAAGAAAUCGUGGACUCGGCAGAUCGAUGUAUUAUGAGAUGUGAAGAUAUGUAUCUGCAGGACAAGUUCUAUAAAUUCGGGGUUCGCGGAUUCGGGCAUGCACUAUUGGACCAAGACUUCUCGACAUUGAAAGAUGUUUCUCGACUCCACUUUCUGCCCCUGAUCUUGGACAAAUGGCGCACUGAGGGGCUUCUACUAUCGCCGACUGGCAAGGCCAAAGGUCACUUCCAGAGAAGUGGCGUAUUGCAAAUUAGCCACUCAAAGCUGGGCAUAUGGCAUCCUUGCGAAAGCGAUUGUUUAGAAUAUGAGAGCUUCAACGGGAGCUUGUACACGGUAACAAUCAUUUGA
Mollisia scopiformis is the source of this 816-nucleotide messenger RNA. RefSeq lists its product as uncharacterized. Lineage: Eukaryota; Fungi; Ascomycota; Leotiomycetes; Helotiales; Mollisiaceae. The record is from RefSeq and is a predicted model, not a curated record. The coding region runs from base 1 to 816 and encodes 271 amino acids. The transcript is spliced from 2 exons.